AUGUGUUGGAAGUGUUCUGAUGACCCAGCUUCUCCUAGUUCUACAAGUGUAGGCUCUGCUGGAAGAAGUCCUGCCAAGGCUACUGCUCCUAGAUCAAUUUCUGGAAGUUCUAUCAGGCAAAGAAAAUCCACUACAUCUACUGCAUCAUCCAGAAGUAGAAAUGCAGGUGCUAACAGUGGUGGAAUGUGGCGAUUUUACACUGAUGAUUCUCCAGGAAUCAAAGUGGGUCCAGUUCCAGUUUUAGUGAUGUCAUUAUUGUUUAUCGCUUCAGUUUUUAUGCUUCACAUUUGGGGAAAAUAUACCAGAUCAUAA
This is a messenger RNA of Pediculus humanus corporis (human body louse), 312 nucleotides long. RefSeq names its product protein transport protein Sec61 subunit beta, putative. The transcript has 3 exons. Lineage: Eukaryota; Metazoa; Arthropoda; Insecta; Psocodea; Pediculidae. The record is from RefSeq and is a predicted model, not a curated record. Bases 1 to 312 code for a protein of 103 amino acids. Gene Ontology annotation, cellular component: Sec61 translocon complex. Gene Ontology annotation, biological process: intracellular protein transport.